AUGACUCUUGGCUCAGGAGGAUCCAGCGUCGUGGUACCUAGAAAUUUUAGAUUGCUCGAGGAACUCGAACGUGGUGAAAAGGGAAUCGGAGAUGGAACUGUGAGCUAUGGAAUGGAUGAUGGAGAUGAUAUUUACAUGCGUUCUUGGACUGGAACCAUCAUAGGCCCCCACAAUUCCGUUCAUGAAGGGCGCAUAUAUCAGUUGAAGCUGUUCUGUGACAAAGAUUACCCAGAGAAGCCUCCCAGUGUCCGAUUCCAUUCCCGGAUAAACAUGACGUGCGUAAACCAUGAAACUGGAGUGGUUGAACCUAAAAAAUUCGGGCUUCUAGCCAACUGGCAACGGGAGUACACGAUGGAGGAUAUCCUAACACAGCUUAAGAAAGAGAUGGCUUCCCCACACAACCGCAAGCUUGAUAGGGUUGCGGGUGGUCGCUCUCCCGGUGAUUUCUGCUUAUGGCGAGGCCGCGGUGUCUCUUCGGGUGGGGCUGCUGCUUUGUUUUCCCCUUUUUUUUGGGGGAGGGGGGGAUUAGGGUGGGAGGGUCCACCUCUGGUCCAUCGUGCUCCUCUCCUUUCUGGUGUUGGACGGAGGUGGCGACAGUCGUGGCCACACCGAUGUUCGGGUUUUAGUGUUUUAGGCCUGGUGUUUGGUGCCGGAUGUGGUUGGUUGAGGUUCGGGUUUUUAGGCCCUAGCUGGGAUGUCCGUCCAGAUUGGGUUGGGGCCGUUGAUGUCAGACUUAGCUAG
Molecule: messenger RNA, 741 nt
Organism: Striga hermonthica
Lineage: Eukaryota; Viridiplantae; Streptophyta; Magnoliopsida; Lamiales; Orobanchaceae
Source: the annotation of a GenBank genome assembly